AUGUCUACGAUCUUCUCGCCAGCAAUCAGUACUCAGCGUACUAGUUUCGACGGCCGAAUACAAUCCCUGAGAAAGAAGCGCAAGCGGGUGAAGGCAACGCGAAAUGCGCAGCAAGACUUGGAGUAUGAAAUGCUACAGAAGACCGUCAAGAGCACUAUUGAACUGGAGUACACUGCUGUUGUCUCUCCGUUGGAGAGGUACCAACGCCGUGUUGCUGGCCAGCCUCUGGAUCAACUCCCUCCACCAUUUCCGUUCCCGCACGCUGGAAAAGCCACCGCGGUGAGUUGGAGUGAUGAUGGGAUCGCCGCUCCUGAGAGAUCGUUGACCACGCCACCUGCGAAGGCUGAUCAUAUGCCGAGGACUUUGCAUCUUCAGCAUCUCGCUGCGCUGACAGCAAUAGUGCAUCGGAGCCUGCUGAGUGAGGAUUUCACCCGCGCAUCACGAGCCCUUGGCUUGAUGUUCAGAACAGAUAUCGUCAACCGCAACUCUGCCAUCCGCAAUCAUGGCUAUAUGGGCAUUGGUGCAGAGGCUUUGUUGCGACAAGGGCGUCCUAGUCAAGGUGCUGGUGGUUGGGGUGAAGGUUUUGAGAAUGCUAAACGCUUCUAUGAGAGGCUCAUCAUUCUGCACCCUUACCACAAAUCCUGGCCAGGGACUGUUAAUGCCGUAGACUUCUAUCUCGCGAUGUUCAAUAUCUGGAUCUACGUCACGCAGGCAGAAACUUCUCCUGCUGCCUCUACUCUUCCCGAAGGCGAAAGCAACCUCGAAUCACCCACGUUAUCCCCAAGAGCCAACAGAACGUAUCUCGGUUCUCAAGCUAAGCUGAGAGAGCUUGAACAGGCUACAGAAAUUGCAGAUAAGAUGGAUACAUGCAUGGCGACCUUGCCGUACAUGGACGAGGCUGAACUGAUUCGACUUCGUGCUAUGGUUGCCCUCUGGACUGCGGAUCUCCACGAUAUCUUGAGUGACCGUGAAACCCAUUUUGACCAUCAUGCUUUUGCCAGUCUCUCGAUUGAGCCCGACGAAGAAACGACGAGGAGCGAGCACGUCCGCGAGGCCGCGAGAGCACGUGAUCUAGCACGUGACUUGAUUGAGCGGUUGGAAGGUGGGCCGAGAAAUGAUUCAUCAGAGGAAUGA
Messenger RNA from Capronia epimyces CBS 606.96, 1134 nucleotides. RefSeq lists its product as uncharacterized. The transcript has a single exon. Bases 1 to 1134 code for a protein of 377 amino acids. Gene Ontology annotation, cellular component: RNA polymerase I core factor complex. Gene Ontology annotation, molecular function: TBP-class protein binding; RNA polymerase I core promoter sequence-specific DNA binding; RNA polymerase I general transcription initiation factor activity. NCBI's taxonomy places the organism in Eukaryota, Fungi, Ascomycota, Eurotiomycetes, Chaetothyriales, Herpotrichiellaceae. The record is from RefSeq and is a predicted model, not a curated record. Gene Ontology annotation, biological process: nucleolar large rRNA transcription by RNA polymerase I; transcription initiation at RNA polymerase I promoter.